Molecule: messenger RNA, 1217 nt
Organism: Dreissena polymorpha
Lineage: Eukaryota; Metazoa; Mollusca; Bivalvia; Myida; Dreissenidae
Product: QRFP-like peptide receptor
Exons: 1
Coding region: 7-1185 (392 amino acids)
Biological process (GO): G protein-coupled receptor signaling pathway
Cellular component (GO): membrane
Molecular function (GO): neuropeptide Y receptor activity; peptide binding
Source: RefSeq, a predicted model, not a curated record
AACAAAAUGAAUAUAACGCAUUUUGAACACCAACUUGAACAUCAAGUGAAGGUUCCAACACCAAACUAUAUGGAUAUCAGUUUGAUGUACGGCAAUGAAUCCGGACGAAAUGCGGACGUGUAUAGCCUUGCCGACGUCGAUCUACUUUUUGCGAAUAUUGAACUAGAUAUUUACAUUGACCUCGGCGUGGUGAACAUCAUUCUUAUCGUACUCUAUAGCGCCAUCUUCAUCGUCGGUCUCCUUGGCAAUAUAUUUGUUAUCGUCGCGAUCAUUAAGUUCAAAAGUCUGCGCACGCUUACGAACUACUUUCUUUUGAACCUCACAGUUGGUGACAUAUUGGUUAUAUUGGUUUGCAUACCUGUCACUCUUGGAAGUACGGUGUACAAGAAAUGGAUUUAUGGUCAAGUAUUGUGUAAAUUAACGCCAUUUUGCCAAGGCACGGCGGUAGCUGUUAGCGUUUUGUCACUUUUGUUUAUUUGUGCCAGUAGGUGCUUCGCAAUUUAUAAGCCGUUACGAGCGAAGAUAAUAUUCUCGAAACACAAUGUUAAGUUCAUGAUUAUUGUAAUAUGGCUUCUGUCUUUCGGCUCGAUGUGUCCUCUGCUUAUUGUUAACUCCGUUAAAACCAUAACCAUAUAUGAACUGUUCGAUAGUGUCACUUGCCAAGAAAGUUGGGGUUCACUAACUGACAAACAUGUUUUCAACGGGUUUAUAUUUUGUGCAUUAUUUGUUUUGCCACUAACCAUGAUGUCAAUAGGAUAUUCGGUGAUUGGUCACACUCUUUGGAUUGGAAAUUCGAUUUUGAUGGAGGGCAAUGGGUGUCAAAAGAAAAGUAACAACAUAAUUUUGAAGCAACGGCGAAGAACUGUGAAGAUGCUUAUUUGCAUAGUAGUGAUAUUUGGACUUUGUUGGCUCCCAUAUUAUAUUGUAUACUUUUGGAUUGAUGCAAAUUUAAGCAUCGGUGCUGAGAAUGGCAUUCUUACAAAUGUGUAUCCAUUUGUUAUGUUGCUCGGUUUAUCGAACUCAGCAGUGAAUCCAAUCUGCUAUUGCAUUCUUAGCCGUGGAUUUCGAAGGGGGUUUGAUAGUAUAUUGUGCGUUAACUUCUUGAAGAGAGGUGGGAGCUUUUUGCGAUCAUCCUUCAAAAGGAAAUCGACCGCGAGUGGAAGCAUAGACACAGCGGAGGUGUGAACUUGGACUAAUGAAUCACGUGAUUACCCCCA